ACUUGAUAGCCAUCUGUACACGUGCGCGCUUUCUAACCUCUCGCAGCUGGUCACUGGAUUUACAAUAAUUUAUAAACAGCUCGAAGGAAUUAAAGCUACCGAGGAGGGAAAUUCGCGCUGUGUAACGCAGCGUUUAAAUGAACGCGUACAAACAUGUUAACAACAAAGGUCUUUUUUAGAAAGACGAAGGGAGGGAAUAUAUUCAAGACCGUCAGAGAGCACUAUCUCAGAGAUGACAUUUACUGCGGCUUCAAUUCGUGCACAAGGUGCAAAACGAGGCUUCGGGAUAUGGUGCUGGACGUGGAAGAGGCUGGCGCCAAGUCCUCCUUAAUUCCAAGCCCAUAUUUUCUUGUACUCGACACGAAUAUAAUUCUGGAUCAAAUAGACAUACUGGAAGAGGAUGCCAUCGCCAAUGUAAUCGUCCUGCAAACAGUACUGGAAGAAGUUCGGCACAAAAGUGCCACCGUGUAUAAAAAAUUGAAGCUUAUCAUAGGGAAUGCAAGGAGAAAGUUUUUCGUGUUCAUCAACGAACAUCAUCGGGAAACUUAUAUGGAGAGGGAACCCGGUGAAAAGAUAAACGAUCGUAACGACAGAGCGAUACGGGUUGCGGUUAAAUGGUACAGUUCCCAUUUGAGCUCUGAUGAUAACAAUAUAAAGAUUGUUUUGCUAACCGACGAUGUCGAGAAUAGAAGACGCGCAGCCGAAGAUGGCCUGUUUGUUGUGUCGAUGGAAGAUUAUAUCGCGUCGUUGGAAAACGCAAGUUUCCUGCUGGAUAAAUUAUGCAAACGUUCUUACUCUUCGGACAUUCAAGGCCCGGAUUUGUUUCCCUGUCAUCUAACACCCGUGGAAGUGCACAACGGCAUAUCGUCUGGGAAACUGUUGCAAGGGACAUUUUUGCAAUCCAGGGAAAAUUUCCUCGAAGGAAACGUGAAUGUUGAGGGAAGAGAAAAACCUAUAUUUGUGCAAGGACGAUCUCAUCUCAACAGGGCAGUCGACGGUGACAUAGUCGCGAUUGAAAUGCUGCCAGACGAUCAGUGGUCAUCGCCCAGUGAAAUUGUUUUGCAAGAUGAACAAACUGCGGAUGCUGACGACGUCACAGAGGAUGAGAAAGCACUCCGCAAGCAGAAUUUAUCAAAAGCGCAAGAGAAAAUACCGACGGGAAAAAUUGUUGGUAUUAUCAGGCGAAAAUGGAGACAAUAUUGUGGAAUAUUGCAGCCGAGUGCGAUUAAAGGAAAUGUAAGGCACUUGUUUGUCCCGGCCGAGAGAAAAAUUCCGAAAAUAAGAAUUGAGACCAGACAGGCCGAGAUAUUGAGUAAGCAGAGAAUUAUUGUCGCACUCGACUCGUGGCCGCGAAACUCGAGAUACCCGCUCGGCCACUUUGUGCGGGCGCUUGGUAAUAUCGGCGAUAAAGAGACGGAGAACGAGGUAUUGCUCUUGGAACACGAUGUUCCGCACAGCCGUUUCUCUGACGCUGUUCUUAGCUUCCUUCCCAAAUUACCGUGGAUCAUCACGGAAGCCGAUGUUGCGCAACGAGAAGACCUUCGACAUUUAGAUAUCUGUUCCGUGGACCCGCCAGGCUGUACCGACAUUGACGAUGCACUACACUGCAGAAGUUUAUCGAACGGUAAUUUCGAAGUUGGCGUGCAUAUCGCGGAUGUAUCCCACUUCAUAAGACCCGGGACCGCGCUGGACAAAGAAGCAGCGUUACGCGCUACUACUGUGUAUCUUGUCGAUAAACGAAUCGAUAUGGUACCAGAAUUGCUCAGCUCGAAUCUUUGCUCCUUGCGAGGUAAGGAAGAACGAUUUGCGUUUUCCUGUAUAUGGGAAAUCGAUCCCGACGCGAGCAUAGUCAACACGCGAUUCUGCAAAUCCAUAAUUUGCUCGCGUCAAGCAAUGACGUACGAGGAAGCUCAAUUGAAAAUCGACGAUGCCACUCAGCAUGAUGCUAUCGCGAUGUCAUUGAGAGGAUUAAAUCAGCUGGCAAAGAAGUUGAAGAAGAAACGUUUGGAGAAUGGUGCCUUAACUUUGGCAUCACCGGAGAUACGUUUCCAAGUGGACAGCGAAACGCACGAUCCCAUCGACGUGGAGGCGAAGAAGUUGAGAGAGACUAAUUCUAUGGUGGAGGAAUUUAUGCUGCUUGCAAACAUUAGCGUCGCUGAAAGAAUAUUGGAAGAAUUUCCGGAAUGCGCUAUGCUGAGGAGACAUCCCGAACCACCGCAAAGUAAUUUUGAACCGUUGAUUAAGGCUGCCGAAAAUCAGGGCUUCACUAUUAAUACAAACACCGGAAAGGAAUUAGCCCGAUCGUUGGAGGAAACUCAUAAGGAAUCGAAUCCCUAUUUCAACACGAUGCUAAAAAUAUUAGCUACGCGAUGUAUGUUGCAAGCGGUAUAUUUUAUCAGUGGAAUGCAUCAACCGGAAGAAUUUAAGCAUUACGGAUUGGCGUGUCCGAUUUACACGCAUUUCACAUCUCCUAUUCGAAGAUAUGCGGAUAUAAUUGUGCACCGACUGUUAGCUGUGUGUAUAGGCGCCGAUGCGACGUAUCCAGAGCUGUUGGAUAAGAAGAAGAAUCACUUGUUGUGCCACAAUCUGAAUUAUCGGAAUCGAAUGGCGCAAUACGCCGGCCGGGCGUCAGUCGCACUUCACACACAUAUAUUCUUCCGCAAUAAGGUUCAGGAUGAGGAAGGAUACGUUCUUUUUGUACGGAAAAACGCUUUGCAAGUGCUUAUACCGAAGUAUGGCUUGGAGGGCACUUUGUAUCUAAAUAAUUCCGCUUCAUCGUCCGUCACGUUCGUGUACAAUUCAGAGGAUCAAUCCCAAACCUGCGGGAACAUCGUAUUUCGGGCAUUUGAUCCUAUUGUCAUACAGAUGAGCUUGGACAGAUCGAAUGUCCAGCAUGAAAAAUUAUUUUUCAAACUCGUGAAACCAGAGAUUCCAGGUUUCAGCGUUCCUCCAUUAAAUACGAAAACUGUUGGCGCCACCGAAGAAAAUUCUACGAAGGAAACGUUUAAACGGAAGCCAGAAGACCUUCAGCAGGAGUCGACCAGUGUUCAUAAUAAGAAAGCCGGAAAGAAAAAGAAAAAAAAGAAUUGACAUUAGUCUAUUUUUUUUUAAGUAUAAUGCGAAUUAUACAAUAAAAAAAUAUAGACAUUGAUUUUUAUAAAAAUUUUGUAUUUUCUUUCACUACUUUUUAACAUUAUAUUCACAACUUAUAAAGUCUUUAUAACAAGACAGAAAUUUUCAAUAAAUCGUUCUUACACAAUA
Messenger RNA from Wasmannia auropunctata (little fire ant), 3261 nucleotides. It is a transcript of the gene Dis3, whose product is annotated as exosome complex exonuclease RRP44. Bases 154 to 3090 code for a protein of 978 amino acids. Gene Ontology annotation, cellular component: cytoplasmic exosome (RNase complex); nuclear exosome (RNase complex). The record is from RefSeq and is a predicted model, not a curated record. Gene Ontology annotation, biological process: rRNA catabolic process. Gene Ontology annotation, molecular function: RNA binding; 3'-5'-RNA exonuclease activity; endonuclease activity. NCBI's taxonomy places the organism in Eukaryota, Metazoa, Arthropoda, Insecta, Hymenoptera, Formicidae. The transcript has 14 exons.